AUGCUGUUGCUGCUGUUAUACUCCAUACACCCCAUGCUGCUGCUGGUGAAGGGCUGCAGUACGCACCUAAGCCCUCUGUUGCGUCUCGUUAAGGUUCUUUCUCUAGACCCUUCCCUCUACAUACCGCCGCUGCUGUCGACGCUGCAGCAGUCUCCUCUGCAUUCUCUGCGCUUUGAGGAUGCUGUGGGGCUCUUCUCCGCUCUGGAGGACUGCCGGUGCUGCAGGGGCCUCGAGCCCUCUCUGCAGCGACUUAUAUCAUGGCUCAGCAGCAGCCUGGCUGCUUCGCCGGUGCUGCCUCGUGCUGCUGCUGCUGCGCUGCUGGGGGGGCUGCGCUGCUGCAGGGGGCUGGGGGUCCGCUCCCCGCAGCUUGCUGCUCUGAGCAGCAGCUUGCUGCAGUCGUGGCAGCAGCAGAAGUAUCAGGGGGUAUCUGCUGCUGCACCACACCAGCAGCAGCAACAGCAGCAGCAGCAGCAGCAGCAGCAGGAGACGCUUGCUGCAGCAGCAGCGCAUGCAGACACGCAGCAGCAGCAGCAAACACUAGAAGGGGGGCUUGACGAUGAGACAGAGGUCGCUAUCCUCCAUUCUCUACUGACAGAGGAGUGCUUCUCUGAUACCAUCACUUCUUGCUUCUUUCGCUGCGUGCAGCAUAUAAGAGACAGUAGGCUGGACCUGUCUCCUUUUUUUUUUUAG
Messenger RNA from Eimeria mitis, 690 nucleotides. RefSeq lists its product as uncharacterized. The coding region runs from base 1 to 690 and encodes 229 amino acids. The transcript has 5 exons. Lineage: Eukaryota; Apicomplexa; Conoidasida; Eucoccidiorida; Eimeriidae. The record is from RefSeq and is a predicted model, not a curated record.